AAAAAUUCAUUCAGAUACGUGACUCAACUAGCUAUGGAGGUACCUUUUUAAUGUCGGGUCACAAUGGUUUAGUAAAGUUAUUUAAAUUUAGAAAUUCUUCACGUCAUAACUGAUGAUUGGAAAAUAAUUGAUUAAUAACUAAAUAUUCUCAACGAAUGAAACUCGACAAUUAUUGACAUAAGCGACCAAGAAUUGCUAGAGGCAAACAUAAUAGAAAGUUGUCAGAUAAGUUGAGAUCGACAAGAAACGAAGUAGUCACUCAGAUAUGAUAAUUAACGAACAUCGAUAUAUACGAGGAUAAUUUUGAUUUGCAUAAACUUUACGCUCUCACUGCCAACAAAGCAACAAGUACAUGUAGAAGCAAUACGUUGAGCAUUAGCUGUGAGUAGGAAUGAGAGUUUCAGAAUUUCAAAUCGAAGCGAUUCGAAUCAACAUCAAUUUGAAUUGAUUCGAAGCAAUUCGAGAAAAAACGACUUGAUUUUCAAUUAAAAAAAUAAUUUAGAUAACACGAGACGAUUGCACGACGCAGCGGCGUUGUCUCAUCAUCGACCAAAAGCGUUUAUUUUGCCUACGUUUACAGCGUUUCUAAGUCGUGACACUCCGGGGGUUGUUAUAUUUAAUAUGGGUUACAGCUUUAGAGGCACCAAUGGUUUCGUUAAUUUUUUAGACUAUUUAAAAUGUUAAGAAGUUUUACAAUUAUGUCAUUAUAUAAACGUGUCUUUAAACUAUCUAUGUGAUGUCAUUGUAAUAAUAACAUUAUUCCUCAUUAAAAACAUAGAUCUGCGAUGCGUCCCUCGUUAUCAUUUGCUUUUAUUAAAAUCACGGCUCAAGCGGUAGGCUACCAACGCACAUUUCACUGGCGUGCAUCAUUGUGAUGAAUUUUGAAGGUUAAUUUUAAAAGAAACGAUCACUAUACAUCGGGUAUUGUUUGCAAACAUAAAUUUAAGUAAUAAGUAAAUAUAACUGAGUGUAACUACAUGUAACAAAAUUGAAUAUUCUCUAAUAAAUUAUCUGAAUAAGGUAUCUGAUUGAAUAUUCUCUAAAGUCAACGAUAAUGUGAUGCUAUAAUAAGUAGAAUCAGAUUCGGAAGUAUUCGAAUCGGAACACUCCGAUUCGGAAUUCGAUUCGAAAAUAAAAUAUUCGAAACUUACAUCCCUAGCUGUGAGUCAAGGUACGCACCACACGCUCCGGUCUCAAUAUUGUGAGGUCACAAUUCCAAAUCAGCAAUUGUAGCAAAGAGAAUACUUUGGAAAGCAAUCGCGCACAGAAAUGAAGAGCGGAGCAGAGAAGAUAUAUAAGUGAAUGAUUAUUUUGUUUAACUUUUUCAUGCAGAAUAAAAAUGAGCAGCCUUAAUGAUGAAACCACGUGCCCUGCAAACACGAUUAAAUGUUAUCUCGUAUAUGUGCUGGGAAUAUUUUUUGUGUAUACAGCUUUCGUCUUCUUGAUGUAUCAACAGUCAAGCAUAAACAUAAAAGAUGGAUUAGGUACAAUGUCCUUGGCCUGUUCGUACAUAUCAUCUAUCGUAUUUGGACUGAUAUUCACUCCCAUACUAAUACGAAGAUUUGGCGUGAAGAAAUGCAUACUUUUGAGUGAAGCGACGUACGGUAUAUACAUUGCGUCUAAUUACUACCCAGAGUAUUACACAAUGCUUCCUGCUGCCCUACUUCUGGGCGUCGGAGAAGCAACAUUGUGGCCUUGCGUCACAAUGAUGAAUGUCUACUACGGAAGGCAAUAUUCCGAUCGUGUAAAAUAUCGCAAUAAAUCUUAUGAAUAUUAUGUUGGACUGUUCUCUGGUUAUUACUUUGCUAUUCAUCAUUGCAAUAAGGUAAUUUGCGGAUUGAUCUCAUUUUUUACACAAAAUCUAUUUCACGACCAGUUUGACGAACGAAAAAAUAAUGCUAGCAAUUCAACACUGACGCAUUUCGUCCAAAAUGAAACACGCAACGUCUUCCAGAACCGGUUACAAUUUUGUGGUGCCUACGACUGCCAAGACGUUCAAGUCGUCGAAGAAACUAUAGAAAAUUAUGCCCCAGCCGACAAUAUCAAAUUAAUUAUUCUAAUUUCAUUUCUUUUGCUCAUCUGUUUAUUGCCUAUUGUAGUUCAUGCUAUUGUGUUGCCUAAUGUAACAACACUUACGUUACGUUUGCCUAAAACUGUAGCAGAGGAAGAAACACUGAAACAAUAUAUAAACGAUGGCAUUUUAGAAGACUGCAACGCCAUGAAAGAAACGAAAUCCUUUACUGUAGCAUCAGUGAAAGAAUCACCGCCAGCAGAGAAAAAUGUAGUUACGUUUUCCAACGAUUAUACUGCGGCGAGCAAGGAGGAGUUGAAGCUUCGACUGAGGCAACCCUGGGAUAAUUUAGUUCUACAAACGUUGAAGGAUGUUUCAAAACAACUGGGCAUUCUAAAGCAAUUACUCAUAAUUCCUCUGACUAUAUACGAUGGGAUGUUGCUUUCAUUUGUUAUUGCCGAACUAACAAGGUCAUAUGUUGCCUGCAUCAAUGGGUUUUCACAAAUUGGAUUCUAUGUGGCUGUGUUUGGAGCUGGUCAUGCUUUUUCCACGUUCAUUUUCAACAAAUACAGGAGGAAAAUUGGACGAACCUUCGUAUUUAGCAUGUGUGUUGUCCUUGAUCUUGUCAACUUUAUAUUUUGUCUAUAUUGGAUUCCCAGCCGGGAAAAUUCCUGGGUGGUUUAUAUUGUCUAUUUGUGUUUUGGUCUCACUGAUGGGGUUUGGCAGCCCGGUAUAAAUAUUUUGUAUGUUGAAUAUUUCCCGGACAAUCAACAUAUUGCUGGGUCUGUGUGGACUGUUCUACUUCACGUCGGAAUGGCAAUACAAUUUGCUUGGAAUAGAAGUUUCUGCGUUUUCACCAAGAUAUACAUUUUAAUUGGGUUCUUAUUCGUAGGAUUUUUGCUUUAUUGUGUUUCAGAAUAUUUGCAUACACGCGAAUCCAGAUCAAUUAAGAAAUAGAUGAUUGAACUUCCUUCUUCAAUCAAAUUAAAUUCAACUUUCAUAUUGUCUCGGAAACGGAGAUCUCGAAACAAUCGAUUAUGUUGGAACCCUUAUUCCAACUCCAAAAAGGAAACUAAUGCCAACGAAUAUGAUCAGUCGUCAUAUAUGCUGAGUAAAUAUAUCACACCUUCCAUCAAAGAUAGACUUCGAAAACAUGGAAAUAUACAAUUUGAUGGCAUGUACUGAAUUAGGGCCAUCGGGGCUGUACUGAAUGAACAUCGGAGAAAUGAAUUGGAGUGAGCAGAUGAUAUUAUAAACAAUAAAAUAAUCAUGUCGUGUAUCGACAAGUGACGGAUUUAACAUUAGGCAAGUUAGGGUGAAGCCUAUGGGCGCUUCAAGCCUUAAAAGCCUCGAUAUUUCAUUUUGAACUAUUAUUAAUUUUUGAAUACAAAGACUUGCUAAAAAAUGAAACAAGUUUAGAGUUAAAAAAAUGAUAUUUGUUUAAUUUUGCGGCAUUAGUUCUUGUAGGCUAUCACAUAUCUUACGUUUAAAAAGCUGAAAAAAAAAACUUAAAAGCCGGCCAAAUAAAUGAAUUUGUUUAAAA
This is a messenger RNA of Styela clava, 3554 nucleotides long. Lineage: Eukaryota; Metazoa; Chordata; Ascidiacea; Stolidobranchia; Styelidae. The record is from RefSeq and is a predicted model, not a curated record.